AUGACAGCCAGCCGUCAUUGGGCCCCUGGCGCAAGAGAUGCUGGACAACUUGAAACACACGGCCGUGCUGUGCAGACAGGGCGUGACAGCGAGCUGGCAAGAACGACUGCUGCCCAGCGAGCUCAAGACACCCUCUCGACCGCGACUUAUGCCCUGACCUCCGCGGUCCAGCGAGAGCAGGGCGCAACGAAGAGAGUCCGAGGCGUCGACCAGAUCUGGACCAGGCGAGGGGGACGGGUGGCAGAAACCGAUGAGGCUCCAAUGCCCGGCUGCGACAUGCAGAAAUCAGGAGUUGCGCGUGGGUGUGCAGCUCAGUGGGUCUUCUGCCGCCCAGCAGCGGGCCUGCAGACGCGGCACUCUGUCGCGGCUGACAGUGGGACCCGCGAAAUUAACACCACCGUGUUGUAUUAG
This is a messenger RNA of Prorocentrum cordatum, 411 nucleotides long. The record is from the annotation of a GenBank genome assembly. Lineage: Eukaryota; Dinophyceae; Prorocentrales; Prorocentraceae.